Messenger RNA from Planococcus citri (citrus mealybug), 2053 nucleotides. Its product is annotated as maltase 2-like. The record is from RefSeq and is a predicted model, not a curated record. The transcript has 10 exons. Gene Ontology annotation, biological process: carbohydrate metabolic process. Bases 157 to 1911 code for a protein of 584 amino acids. Lineage: Eukaryota; Metazoa; Arthropoda; Insecta; Hemiptera; Pseudococcidae.
AUUUGGUAAUAAGUACAGCAGGUUUUCAUUUACUUGCAUCAAACGUGAUUUAAUAGAGCAUCUUAUUUUUUGUUUCAAAAAAGCAAUUUCAAAUUUUCUAAUCUUAAAUUUCUCGUGUUGACUCUCGGUGAAUUCAGUGGAUUGAAUUGAUGAAAAAUGUAUUUAUUGAGUAUUCUUUUGGUAAUAUUUUGUACAUUUGCAACAAUUCAGAGCGGUACUUUUUCAAUUGAAGAUGAAUUGGACUGGUGGCAAAAAGCUGUAAUUUAUCAAAUUUAUCCUAGAUCAUUUAAAGAUAGUAAUUCCAAUGGUAUUGGUGAUCUGAAAGGGAUAGAAGAAAAAGCAGAAUACCUCAAAGAUUUAGGUGUUGAUGCAAUAUGGUUAUCUGCAAUCUUUAAAUCACCCAUGACGGAUAUGGGGUAUGACGUUUCUGAUUACAAAGCAAUAGAUCCUCUAUUCGGAACAAUGGCUGAUUUUGAAUCAUUACGGGAUAAACUACAUUCGUUAGGAAUAAAAUUGACAUUGGAUUUCGUACCAAAUCACAGCAGUGACGAACACGAAUGGUUCAUCAAAUCAGUGCAGAGAAUUGACCCUUACACAGAUUAUUAUGUUUGGAAAGAUCCAAAAGCUUGGCUCAAUGAAACUACACCAGUUCCUCCGAAUAACUGGAUCAGCUCAUUUGAACAAUCUAUGUGGACGUAUCAUCCUACAAGAAAACAAUUCUAUCUGCAUCAGUUUGCUGAUAAGCAACCAGAUUUAAAUUAUCGCUCAAAAGAAUUAGUUGAAGAAAUGUUGAAUUUAAUCCGUUUUUGGUUAGAUAAAGGGGUAGAUGGACUUAGUAUGAGUGCUAUAGUUUUCCUGUUGGAAAAUGAAAGUUUUUUGGACGAACCAGUGAUUUCAAAUCAAACAAUCAAUGGGAAGCCUACUCACAAUGCAUUUGAUCACAUAUAUACACAAUGUCAACCUGAAACGUAUGAAAUGUUACGACGAUUUCGAGAAGUGGCAGAUUCUUAUAAGCAAAAAGAUGGACAAACCAGGCUUCUCAUGCUAGGAAUUGGUACUACACCAACAAUAGAGAAUACAAUGAAAUUUUAUGGAAACAAAUCUCAUCCAAUCGCUCAUAUUCCCCUUAACUAUCAUCUUUUGGACAGUCUGAAUGACAUCUCCAGUGCCCAUGAUUACCAAAAUCACCUCAAUAAAUGGAUAGAAAAUAUGCCUGCUGGACAAUGGCCUAACUGGGUGUUGGGAAAUCACGACCAUUUCAGGAUUUCCAAAAGAUUUGACUCGAGUAGUGUGGACAUGAUGAACAUGCUUUUAUUAUUAUUACCUGGAACGCCUUUUGCUUACAAUGGAGAAGAAAUUGGAAUGGAGGAUGCCAAGAUUAGAUGGGAGCAAACAACUGAUGUAUACGCAUUAGAUGUUGGGCCAUUGCUGUAUGAAAGUUUUAGCAGGGAUCCAGAAAGAACACCUUUUCAAUGGAAUUCUUCACACCAUGCGGGUUUUUCCGGAAUUGAUGGGAAAACUUGGUUACCAGUGAACCCAAAUUAUUACAGAAUUAAUGUUCAGGCCCAAAAGUACAAUCUAAAGAGUCAUUACAACAUUUAUAAAAAGUUGAUCGAAUUACGAUCGAAGGAAGCUUUUUAUCGAGGUGAUUUCAAAAUGUACACAAUUUCAGACAGAGUGUUCGCAUUUAAACGAAAUCUGUCUAAUGAGGUUUAUGUGAUCAUAAUGAAUCUUAAUAAUGAAGAGGAGUCAGUAGACAUCAAGAAUGCCAUAGCAAAUGAAACCAAUGGCAACUUCGAGAUUAUCUUAGUUAGCGAAAAUUCUGAAUAUGAAGUGGGUGAUGAACUGAAUGCAUCAAGUGGGGUCUUUAGAAUGAGGCCAAAAUCUUCCAUCAUUUUAAAGUCAACUUGAAGCUCAGAAAUCCAUCUGAAACAUUCUUUCUGAUAUCAAUAUCCAGAUGAUGGUGAUUGUUACUUUAUAUACUUAUUAUGUGAAAGUAAUGACUUAUCUUUAAUUUAUAGCACCUAUAAACCUAACUGAAAAUAUAUCCUUG